Messenger RNA from Rattus norvegicus (Norway rat), 3132 nucleotides. RefSeq names its product semaphorin 3B (gene Sema3b). Gene Ontology annotation, molecular function: semaphorin receptor binding. Gene Ontology annotation, cellular component: extracellular region. The record is from RefSeq and is a predicted model, not a curated record. Gene Ontology annotation, biological process: regulation of anatomical structure morphogenesis; negative regulation of multicellular organismal process; negative regulation of developmental process. NCBI's taxonomy places the organism in Eukaryota, Metazoa, Chordata, Mammalia, Rodentia, Muridae.
GGGAAAGGCCUAAGGCUCCUGGUGGUGGCCCCUCCUGCCACCCCUCCACCUCAACUCUGACAUGGCCCACUGAAGGGAAGGGCAACAGGCAAGGAGGGGAGGAACUGAUCUUUCCAAAAGAUCCAGGCUAACUGGGCUCUGAGGAGGGGCCCACACUCUCAGCAGAAGCAACUCCUGAGCCUUCCCCUGUCACUGCAGGGCCAGCAGGCUGAAGUUUUAAGAGGUCCAAUUGCUCCCAGAAACUGAGCUGAGUGUGCAGUCAUCCCUUAGCCGUGUGGAGGGACAGAAGGGUCAAGGUGAGAGACACCUUUGCAGAGUUCUUGGUGGAGAACGGGAAGGCAGCCGUGUCAGCCUCACAGACUUCUAGAACCUGAGAAGAGGCUCAGAUCCCGGGGCAGAGUCCAGGGCUGCCGAAGGCUCCUCCACACGCCUGCUGAACCCUGAGCGCCCUGUGCUGCCGGCAUGGGGCGGGCUGAGGCCGCCGCCAUGAUCCCAGGCCUGGCCCUUCUCUGGGUAGCAGGGCUGGGGGAUGCUGCCCCUAACCUUCCCCGCCUUCGGCUCUCCUUUCAAGAACUACAGGCCCAGCAUGGCAUCCGAACCUUCAGGCUGGAGCGGACCUGCUGUUAUGAAGCCUUGCUGGUGGAUGAGGAGCGGGGGCGCCUGUUUGUGGGUGCUGAGAACCACGUGGCUUCCCUCAGCCUGGACAACAUCAGCAAGCGAGCCAAGAAGCUGGCCUGGCCCGCCCCUGUGGAAUGGCGUGAAGAAUGCAACUGGGCAGGGAAGGACAUUGGUACGGAGUGCAUGAACUUCGUGAAGCUGUUGCAUGCCUACAACCACACCCACCUGCUGGCCUGCGGCACAGGGGCCUUCCACCCCACCUGUGCAUUUGUGGAGGUGGGCCACCGGCUGGAGGAACCCAUGCUCCGCCUGGACCUGAGGAAGCUCGAGGAUGGCAAGGGAAAGAGUCCAUAUGACCCAAGGCACCGGGCUGCCUCGGUGCUGGUGGGGGAAGAGCUGUAUUCCGGGGUGGCGGCGGACCUUAUGGGCCGGGACUUUACCAUCUUUCGAAGCUUGGGUCAGAAUCCGAGUCUCCGAACAGAGCCCCAUGAUUCCCGCUGGCUCAAUGAACCCAAGUUUGUCAAGGUCUUUUGGAUCCCAGAGAGCGAGAACCCUGAUGACGAUAAAAUCUAUUUCUUCUUCCGUGAGUCCGCAGUGGAAGCGGCACCAGCAAUGGGGCGCAUGACUGUGUCUCGUGUUGGUCAGAUCUGCCGGAAUGACCUGGGUGGCCAGCGGAGCUUGGUCAACAAGUGGACCACAUUUCUGAAGGCGCGGCUUGUAUGCUCAGUACCUGGAGUUGAGGGUGACACCCACUUUGACCAACUUCAGGAUGUUUUCCUUUUGUCCUCCCGAGACCGCCAGACACCUUUUCUCUAUGCUGUCUUCUCCACCUCCAGUGGCAUCUUCCAGGGCUCUGCUGUGUGCGUGUACAGCAUGAACGACGUGCGCCGAGCCUUCUUGGGACCUUUUGCUCACAAAGAGGGGCCUACACAUCAGUGGGUGUCCUACCAGGGUCGGGUACCCUACCCAAGACCUGGCAUGUGCCCCAGCAAGACCUUUGGCACCUUCAGCUCCACCAAGGACUUCCCAGAUGAUGUUAUCCAGUUUGCUCGGAACCACCCCCUCAUGUACAACUCAGUCCUGCCCAUGGGGGGGCGCCCUCUCUUCCUACAAGUGGGAGCUGGGUACACCUUCACCCAGAUCGCUGCAGACCGGGUAGCAGCAGCCGAUGGACACUACGAUGUGCUCUUCAUCGGCACAGAUGUGGGCACGGUGCUGAAAGUCAUCUCAGUCCCCAAGGGCAGCCGACCUAACUCGGAAGGACUUCUCCUGGAAGAGCUGCAGGUGUUUGAGGACUCUGCUGCUAUCACCAGCAUGCAAAUCUCCUCGAAAAGGCACCAGCUCUACAUAGCAUCACCCAGCGCAGUGGCCCAGAUUGCUUUACAUCGCUGCCCUGCCCUAGGCCGCGCCUGCGCAGAAUGCUGCUUGGCCCGUGACCCCUACUGCGCCUGGGAUGGAUCAGCCUGCACACGCUUCCAGCCUACUGCCAAGAGGCGGUUCCGGAGGCAAGACAUAAGGAAUGGCAACCCCAGCACCCUGUGCUCUGGGGACCCCUCUCACUCUGUGCUGCUGGAGAGGAAGGUCUUAGGUGUGGAGAGGGGCAGCGCGUUUCUGGAGUGUGAGCCCCGCUCGCUCCAGGCGCAUGUGGAAUGGACCUUCCAUCGUGCAGGGGAGGCAGCUCACACCCAGGUGCUGGCUGAGGAGCGGGUAGAGCGCACUGCACGGGGGCUGCUGUUGCGGGGGCUGCGGCGCCAGGACUCUGGCGUGUAUCUGUGCGUCGCGGUUGAACAAGGCUUUUCACAACCACUGCGUCGCCUGGUGCUGCACGUGCUGAGUGCGGCACAGGCUGAACGACUGGCGAGGGCAGAGGAGGCAGCAGUUCCCGCACCACCAGGUCCUAAACUCUGGUACCGGGACUUCCUGCAGCUGGUGGAGCCAGGCGGUGGUGGAGGUGCAAACUCCCUGCGAAUGUGCCGCCCGCAGCCCGGGCCCCACUCUGUGGCAGCAGAUUCACGUCGUAAGGGUCGCAACAGGCGGAUGCAUGUCUCUGAGCUGCGUGCUGAACGUGGACCACGUAGCGCAGCUCACUGGUGACUCGGCUGUCCCCAUACUGGGGACCAGGCUGGAUAUGACACACCGAAGAGGGGGCAGAUAGAUGCCAGGAAGACAGAUGAGUUGUGGCUGGGGCACACUGAGAUCGUUGGGCCAACGGAGACAACUAACCCAUACAUGAACCCUGGCCCAAGUGUAGCUUAUUUAUUAACAAGAUAACCCGUGAAUGUAUUCCUGGAAGAGUGGCCCAAGCUCAAUUCAGGAUCUAACCUGGAGGGAGGGGACAAGAAGUGGGGCUCCAGAGUGGAGCGGAACCAGAGAGAUGUCUUGGGUGGCAGCCCUGGGGAAAGCAUUCUCUUUCUUGGGCAUCGAGGAGAAAGCUGUGAACAGAUUAGGCUGUCCAGUGUGGGGUGAGGCAGGCCAACUGUACUAAAGUAAUACAAUAAACACAUUAUCAGCUGA